Molecule: messenger RNA, 4695 nt
Organism: Leptidea sinapis
Lineage: Eukaryota; Metazoa; Arthropoda; Insecta; Lepidoptera; Pieridae
Exons: 11
Coding region: 26-3238 (1070 amino acids)
Molecular function (GO): protein binding
Source: RefSeq, a predicted model, not a curated record
CCGGACGUGGUGGUGAUCGGACGCCAUGCCUCCGCUCGCGUUCCUCGUGCUCAGCGCGUUCUUCACGCUCGCAGGAGGUCAGAAUGGAUAUAAACCACAGUCCGUUCGUGGUGUGAGAGACACUGGCAAACUAUCACUUCCAUCGGGGUGUCUAUUGGAAGGCCGCUGGUUUGCGGACGGCGGACGAGUGGUGACGAGUGAUGCGUGCCUGCAGUGCGCAUGCGCCCGGAGUGCGCUCUCGUGUCGCCGGCGGGCGUGCGCCCCUCUGCCCGACCCCCCGUCCCGCUGCCACAUCUUGCACCGGAAGGAGCAGUGCUGCCCGACCAUUCAGUGUCCUGAUGACAUCAAACUUUUAGAAGAUAAAGGGAAACCAGAAGACACGGAUAUAGCUACGCCAGAAUCCAUAGGAAAUAGUUGCGUGGAAGUAUUCACGGUAUACGCAGCUGGGUCAGCUAUGAGCUCCAAAGUGGCAUGUGAGCAGUGCUUCUGUCUAGGAGGUACUAGGAGAUGUGUGCGGCCCAAGUGUCUGCCUCCACCACCUGGCUGCCAUGCCAGACCUUCGCAUGGGGCAUGCUGUCCUCAGCGGUAUUACUGUGACCAUGCAACUAACGUUGCAGUUAAAGAAAGGAAUCCGCAUGAUUGUAAAACGGCAAAAGGAAAUUGGAUAAGUGAAGGACAAAGAGCGACUGAUGCGGAAGAUGAUGGCUGUGUCCAAUGCUUCUGCUUGCGAGGAACUAUUCGUUGCCAGCAUGCAUCCUGUGCUCCCACUGUGCAGGGCUGCGCCCCACUUCUGCAGCCAGGACAGUGCUGUCCGCACCAAUACAAGUGUAAUCACACCAUGACAAGUGUAUCCCGAAAUCUGUACAAACAGCCUCAACAAUAUAUAAAAACAGGGAGGGAUGAAAAUCGCUCAUUCCAGGCAUCAAAAUCUAUAAAACGUGAAACAACAGUAAAAAUCUCAGGUACAGCAGCAGAUGUCACACAACCAUCAAUAAUUAAUAAAGAAACAACUAAUACUACUACUAUAGUAUCUACAACUCCGACUACAUUGCAUGAUAAUGUAGAAUCCACAAUGGCAACAUUUAUGACUCAAAAAGAUGAAAUAUUAUUGAAAGAUUUAAGUACAACUUCUAAAAAUGAGGCAACAACAGAAACUACGUCUUCAACAGAAUCUACGGACAACUUUCCAACAGAACAGCCAGAAGGUUCCGUAAGAGUCAUGAUAAAUGGUACUAUCAACUGUUCUGCUGAAAUAUCAUCGACUUCUCUAAUAUACAAUAUUACGAAUAUUAAUGACACGCUUAUUCAGAAGCAAGCCCAGCCACGUAUUCCAAUAAUGAAUACACAAGAAAUAGAGGCACAAACGUUUCCAGCAAAUGAAUUAAUCACCGAGCGGAACUACGAUGACGGUUAUAAUGCCGAAAGUUUUACUAUAAAUGUAACAAGUUCUUUGAUAGCAAAUAAAUCAACAGUUUCGACUUCAACUACAAAAUCGUCAACAUCAUCAUUAAGAACUGUGAAGCCUAUGCUAAUUGACAUGCAUAAUAUAUCCAAGAAGACAAAAGAUGAAACUGACUAUGAUUACCCAGAACACACCUUGCCACCCUCUUUACCAAAUUUAAAAAUUAUUCCGUUUGUAGCUGCUGAUGCAGUAGUGGAUGAAGUAGAAUCUCGCAAGGAAAGCGAUUCUUACACAAUUUUAGAUAGAGAAGAUAAAUUCCCAAUUUAUUACCCUGGCCUUGAUACAAAAGCAACACACUAUGGAACUCAAAAAGAAUCGCCUGAAUAUCCAGUUUUUACGUCUCAAAAAGAUCAAAUGUCUCAAUAUCCGAAACUGACUCAUGAUGUACCGGAGACGUUUUAUGCCGGUAGUGUUGAGGACAUUGUUGAAAGUCCAAUUCAAGAGUUUGCAGUUAGUACAUCUUACGAUAGUUCUUCUGGGGAUAAAUCUAUGGAAAUUAGGCCAACUGACUUGGAAGACAAAACCAAAGUGGAUAAACCAACCCUUAAUUUAUUCUCACCUCCAAUGGAGACUGAAGGUGGUUUUAUCCCGAAAGGUCCAGGUAUAAUAGACGAUUACUACAUGAUACAACACACUACGUCUUCAUCAGAUUCAGUUGUACCACAUCUCACAACAACUUUACCAUUGGAAAAUAAAGACGGUUGCACAUCAAAUGAUGGUAGAAAAUUAUCUGAAGGAGAGUCUAUAAAUCAAGCGUGCUCAAUAUGUACAUGUGCUUGGGGAGAGUUACACUGUUCUCCUCGGCCAUGUAACAUUCCUGCUGGAUGUAUUAGACGUCCUGUUGACUCAAACAUGUGUUGUGGCGAGCUAGUAUGUAAACAUGACAAUAAAACGAAACCUCUCGUCUCUGAUAUAUCCUUUACCACUGAUAAUAUUCUUACACCGAGUUCUGUGAGUGAGAAUAAUAUCCAUUUCAACAAUCAUGAAACAAAUAAUAAUGGUACAACAGUAAGUGACAUACGCAUUACACUUUCAAAAACAAAUGCUGAUGAUAAACUCAGUCAGACUAACAUUACUUCUAUAGAUAUAAUUAAUGUAAAAGCAACAGAACUACCAUAUACAUCAUCUACUGUGCCUCUUAAGAACAUUGAGUCUACAGGAAAUAAAACAAAUACUAAUUACCAAGAAUAUGAAGACGAGGAAGAUGAAGAUGGAUUUUCAUUUGGAAAUGUUUUAAAACUGCUGCUGAGUGAAACAUAUGAAACAACUACAGUCAUUCCUUUUAAAAAGAUACCACCAACAGUAAGUACACCGAAAACCACUACAAUAGUUCCACUAAUAACAAGUAAGAAGCCAGCAAUUUCCCUGCCUCAUCAGUAUUCAUUUGUGCCAUCUAAAAAACUACACAAUAAUGUUAAUAGAAUUGAUCACCUUAUACUAGGAGAGGCUACUGCUAUCAAGAGACCCACUCAGCGUCCCACAUUCAAACCUGUUACAACGACGACAAGAAAAGUUUACCCCUUCACAAGAUCUACUAUAAAACCGACAACAAAAGCAGUAGAGAUUAACAGUAUUAGUGGACAAGUGGGUUCGGUAGAAAUUUCAAGACCUCAAAAUAUGUUGCCUGAUUUGAUUCCUGGCCUUCCUAAGGUAGCUGGAUGUAAUAUUUAUGGGAGAAUGUAUAGAGUAGGGAGAAUUAUAGCUGAGCUAUCAACCGCAUGUCAAGAAUGUAAGUGUACUGAAAUGGGAGUGCAAUGUACAGCGCUUAGUUGCUAAUUUAAUAGUGAUAGCGCUGAGAUAUAAGAAAUAAUGUAAAAGAUAAAAUAACAUAUAGGAUCGGAGCUUUGCCAAGCGUACAAUUACUGGAUGUUUCAAAGUAUCGUAUUGAGUACAAAUAUUUUAUGAAGAGCGGUGGAAAACCAACAAGUUUGUUUCAAAAGCAUUGUCUUUUCAUGAAAAAGGUUAUAAUAAAAAACAAACCGACACAAACAAACAUAAGAAUGUAUAGGAAAAAAGUGAGGAAGGUAUUGCAACAGCCUUACGUAUGAAAUAAAUGAUGGCAAGAAGUGCUUGCAGAGCAGAUUUUAUAAAUUUGAUAUACGAUCAGUUCUACGAUAAGCCCAUAAUAUUGAAUCGUGGAUGAAAAACAUCUCACAAAGCAUAAGCUUGAUGUAAGUACUACUUGGAACUAUAAACAAUCUUAUUACUGAAAAUCAUUCUAACAGAAAUGACAGUAAGACGUGCAAGUGAACUGAAUCCAUUUCCUGUCAGUGUUGUGAAUGUUGACAAUCGUAGUUUGUGUUUAGUUUAAACAAAAAUUUAGAACAAAAUAUGUGAGAUUAGAAUAUUAUAUAAGGCUAUAAUGAAUAAUAUUAAACGUAAGCUUAAAUUAGGUUAAUUUAGUCCAUAUGACUAAUACGCAUAAUGAAGAUGUCGGCUUUGAUCUCAGCUUAAAAUAAAUCUACAGCAGCCUAGCGAAACUAUCUUAGAAAAAAAAGAUUCACUUGAUUGUAUGAAACUGCACUCAUUGAUCGAUUGACAGAUGACGGCUAUAAUCUUGUUAAAAACGGCUAUAGCUUAAAUCCACUACGUCUAAGCAACUUUUGCUUUCAAACUUAGCCGGAUUAUACUUCGUCGCCAAUCGCCGUACUGUAAUUACUACUAUUUCAAACUUGUGUCAAAUCACUGUAUGUUUCAUACUAAACAAAAUUUCAAUUAUCAGAGGUAGUCCUGCCUCCUAUUACGUAAUAUUUACAUCCUCUUUGUUCUACAGUAAGUGUCAAACUCUAGAGCAGGGUCACUAAUCUUUCUUUGAAUGCAAAAAAAAUAAAGGCCCACAGAUACAUUAAGACUUACUGUCACCCCGUGCUGGCCACUAGGUAUUUGAUAAUGGAAAUACUGCCAUUGCUGUGUAAAUAUUUAUAAGUAUAAAAAAGACACCGUCUUGUAAAACCCGACUAUUGCAAGUAACAUAUCACAUUACUUCAUUCAGAUUUUAAAGGGUGCUAGGAACCUAAAAAAAUCGAAUAUUUUAUUUAUUACCUAAGGUAUUGUAAAAUUUAUUUAUAAUGUGGCUUAACAUCUGUUUAUUGAAUAUAAGGGGGCUUACAGUUUUUGAUCAACUUUAGAACCACCCAUCCACACUAAUUAAACAUUGCGCAGGUAAUAAAAUGUUAUGUGCUGUGUUUCGAACAUUAUUUACAAGAAAGAGUAAUAAAAUAUAUUAUUAUGAA